Molecule: messenger RNA, 1626 nt
Organism: Grosmannia clavigera kw1407
Lineage: Eukaryota; Fungi; Ascomycota; Sordariomycetes; Ophiostomatales; Ophiostomataceae
Exons: 2
Coding region: 1-1626 (541 amino acids)
Source: RefSeq, a predicted model, not a curated record
AUGACGCGCAAUGACGGUGCUCUCGACGGCGGCUGGCUGUCUCUGACGACCUCGCCGACCGCACGAUCCACGACCGUGCCUGAAGUUGUUCCGGUUGCUGCUGCCAGGCGCUCGUCCAACAACAAUUCUAGCUCGGGCUUAGGCUCAGGCUCAGGCUCAAGCUCAGGCUCGGGCUCGGGCGUGAGCACUAUUCGGCAGCGGCGCACCAGCGCCGGCGGACAGCCCCCGGCAGCUCGUCGCCGGCGCAGCUCCAGCCUGUCCGACUACAGUCAGGAAGCCCGCGAACUGCUCGAUCCCACGCCAGCCAUGACAGCUGCCGAUGCACUGCGCCAGCAGCGGCCAACGUCCGGCUGGGACUCGCUGCCCUUGGCUUUCGCUCUGCUGCCGGCAGUUGGCGGGCUGCUCGUGCAGGGAGGUAGCGCCUUUGUGACUGACUUGAUGCUGCUGGCACUUGGGGCUAUCUUUCUGCACUGGAGCGUGACCCAGCCAUGGGUGUGGUACCACUCUGCGCGACAGGUUCGUGAAGACCAGCAGACAAGCGUGGACUAUGCCGUCGACAGUGACGUGGACGUCGAGGGACACAACGACGGCAGUGGUGUCGACGACAAGGACACUGCCCGAUCGACGAGCCCAGGCACGCUCGAAGACGUGCCCGAAGAGGGAGAAGAGGGCGAGGACGUAAAGAAGAAAAGGGAAGCGGCAGAGGAAGCGAAGAGCCAGGAACGCUCCCAACACGCUGAACGACAGCGAUUUCGUGCCGGCCAGGAAGCAGCGCUGCGUGAGCUGCACCGCCAUGAGGUGCUGGCGCUGCUAUCGUGUUUCGUGGCGCCGGUGCUCGGAGCUUGCCUGCUGCAUGGCCUCCGCGGCCAGCUGACCCGGCCGUCCGAGGGCCUCAUCUCCAGCUACAACCUGACCAUCUUCAUUCUCGGCGCCGAGGUGCGGCCGCUGCGCCACCUCAUCCAGCUCGUCCGCGCCCGCACUCUGCACCUGCAGCGUGUCGUCAACGCCAACCCCUACCGCGAGGAGGAGGAGCGCUACCGCAAGCGCCGUGCCGAGGAGGAGAAGGCCCAGAACGAGACGCUGGCCGGCGUCGUCCAGCGUCUGGCCGAUCUCGAAGGCCACGUCCAGCCUGGCCUGGCCGGCCUGUCGUCGAGGCCUUCGACCUCCUCAAGAAGAGAGCACGACCAGCUGUUGCUCGACCUGCGCGCCCAGCUGCAACCAGAGCUUGACAUGCUGGCGCGUGCUCUACAACGCACUCACAAGCAGCAGACGCUUCUGGAGAGUCAGUUGGCCGAACUGCAACAGGCAACUGACAAGCAGGUAGACGAGGCCGCGUCGCUGGCCCAGGCUUCAGGCCAGCAGAAACGAAACAACUGGCUGCGAAAGGCCGGCUUUUGGCUGCUCAGCAUUGUGAGUGCAGCCUUGAAUACCGUCCUGUGGCCGUUCCGGACGGCCUUGGCGGCUGUGCUGUACGUUCCGCGUCGGGUAGUCGUUCUGCUGCUGUCAGUAAAGCCGCCGGCACAGAUCCGCCGCGCCGACAAGAUCAACGGAGCCAGCAGCAAAAAGGCAAGGGGUGACGCCACAUUUGAUAAAGUUGUCAGCAGCAAGGGUAUGAGCCGAAGGUGA